This is a messenger RNA of Triticum urartu, 1321 nucleotides long. RefSeq names its product Acid phosphatase/vanadium-dependent haloperoxidase-related protein. NCBI's taxonomy places the organism in Eukaryota, Viridiplantae, Streptophyta, Magnoliopsida, Poales, Poaceae. The record is from RefSeq and is a predicted model, not a curated record.
GCUCCGGCGUGCUCCAUGGAAAUCCCCAGACUGCCCGCCGCCGCGCGCCGCGUAGACUCCAGAAACUUCAGGGGCAUUUCGGACUUCCGUCCAGUGAGGUGUCUGUCAGUGCCGAGCCCCCACGCAAUCGCCACGGCCACACCAGCUCCUCCGUUCGCGCUCACUCGCGGGGUCCUCCGGCGGCGAUGCGGAGCAGCAGCCAUGGAGGUGCUCAGCUCCAGCCGCUUCUCUAGCGCCUUCCCCAGCCUCCUCGACCACGUCUCCAGGCCGCCGAAUCCCCCGCGCCGCCACCGCCACGGCCGCCGCCGUUGUCUCCAGACGCUAGCCUCCGCGCCCGCCGAUGCCGCCGCGCCGUCGCCCUCGUCCUCGCCGCCGUCGCUCUCCCGGAUCCUGGCCGCCGCGCUGAGGGGAGGGCGCACGCGGGGGGAGCUGCCCGGCCUGGCCGCGGCGGGCGGAGGCGGGGCGGGGAUAGGGACGCUGCUGAUGAGCACGACGGCGGCGGCGGUGACCAAGGCGCGGGAGAGCCCGUACCUGCUGGCGCUGGCGGCGAACCCGACGUUCGUGUCGGGGAUGGUGGCGUUCGCGGUGGCGCAGGCCGCCAAGGCCCUGCUCACCUCCGUGGUGGAGCGGCGGUGGAGCCUGCGGACGCUGUGCAGCUCCGGGGGCAUGCCCUCCUCGCACUCUGCGCUCUGCACCGCGCUCACCGCCUCCGUCGCGCUCUGCCACGGCGUCGGCGACGCGCUCUUCCCCGUCUGCCUCGGCUUCAGCCUCAUCGUCAUGUACGACGCCACCGGCGUCCGGCGCCACGCCGGGAUGCAGGCCGAGGUGCUCAAUAAGAUCGUUGAGGACCUGUUCCAAGGCCACCCCAUCAGCGAAAGGAAGCUCAAGGAGCUGCUAGGGCACACCCCGUCGCAGGUCUUCGCCGGCGCGUUCCUGGGCAUCCUGGUGGCCUGGUUCUGCUGCCAGGGCUGCAUCGGUGCCAUCUGACGUUGCCGUUGUAGCAUGCCUGACUGCUUCAAAAUGGAGUCAUUUUGUACCAUCAUUGGGGGAAAACAUAUAGGUGCUUUCUUGGGAUAAUGUUGGCUGUACAUAAUUGCAUGGAUGGUGUCACCACUUCUCAAUUCAUAGUCGAGACUUUGGUCUGAUUUGAGUUUUGCCGGGAAAUAGAAAGCCUUCUGAUGCAAAAGGCAAAGGUCAGAUCGGAUACUCGAUGAGACAAUAUCCCCGUUUUCCAGGAGACAACGCCUCAAAAGGACUAUGUUUUGGUAUACGAGCGCGCUAAAAGUCGGACACUUCUCUAUGUAUAUACUAUCUUUGAUUC